AUGACUGAUGUUGACAUGGGAGGUGUCCCAACAAUCGACAACGGCAUUUCCCACGCCGGCACAAAAAGGAAAGCCGAAGGCGACCCCGAUGAAAGCAGUGCCCCCCGAAGAAUAAAGGCACUUGACCCCAAUGUUGUCAAUAAGAUCGCCGCCGGCGAGAUCAUUGUGGCUCCUGUCCAUGCUCUCAAGGAGCUCAUUGAGAACGCCGUCGAUGCGGGCGCUACCUCCUUGGACGUGAUGGCCAAGGAUGGAGGCCUGAAGCUCCUCCAGAUCACCGACAAUGGCUGCGGAAUCCAGAAAGAUGAUUUGGCAAUUCUCUGCGAGCGCCACACCACCUCAAAGAUCAGCACUUUUGAGGACUUGUCCUCGAUUGAAACGUAUGGAUUCAGAGGCGAGGCUUUGGCCAGCAUCAGCCACAUUGCCCACCUGUCUGUCACCACCAAGACCAAGGACUCUGACCUCGCCUGGCGGGCUCACUACCUCGACGGUAGACUGACUGCCCCAAAGCCUGGUCAGUCGGCCGAGCCAAGAGGUGUGGCGGGUCGUCCGGGCACUCAAAUCACGGUUGAAGACCUGUUUUACAAUGUGCCCACCCGCAGAAGGGCCUUCCGCUCUACUGCUGACGAGUUCAACAAGAUUAUUGAUAUGGUUGGUCGAUACGCCGUGCACUGCAAGGGCGUUGGCUUCACCUGCAAGAAGGCAGGCGAGGCAUCGACUAGUUUGUCAGUACAGGCCCACGCCACUGUCAUUGACCGCAUUCGCCAGAUUCACGGUAGCAGUGUGGCGAAUGAGCUCCUGGAGUUUGCGACUUCAGAAGAGCGCUGGGGUUUCAAGGCCGAGGGCUACGCGACCAAUGCAAACUAUUCUGUCAAGAAGACGACGUUACUCCUCUUCAUCAAUCAUCGAUGUGUCGAAUCAACGCAUAUCAAGAAGGCAGUGGAGCAGACGUAUAGCAAUUUCUUGCCCAAGAAUGGCCACCCGUUCAUCUAUUUGAGCCUCGAGAUCGACCCGGCUCGGGUAGACGUCAAUGUCCAUCCCACCAAGAAGGAAGUACACUUCCUCAAUGAGGAUGAGAUCAUCCAGGCCAUCUGCGAGCAUAUCGAGUCGAAGUUGGCUGCUGUUGAUACUAGCCGGACCUUUAUGACGCAGACUCUCCUUCCCGGUGCAAAGCCUGUUGAAUCAACACCACAGACCGAGGCCGACGGGACCCCUAGCCGAAGAACACCGGCAACGAAAAGAGCUAGAAGAAACUCGAAUGACCUGGUUAGAACCGAUACUGCCGAACGGAAGAUUACAUCCAUGUUUGUUAGGACUGGCCCGAGCGAGUCUACGGCGUCGAACGAUCAUGCAGGAGAUACAUCUGUGGCACCCGAAGCUCUGGAAUAUGAGAUGGUGGAUCGAGAGACGGUCCAAUGCCGACUCAACAGUAUAAAGCAGUUGAGGCACGAUGUCAGAGAAGACAUGCAUAAUGAGUUGACAGAGAUCUUUUCCUCUCAUACCUUUGUUGGUAUCGUUGACGACCAGCGUCGACUCGCGGCGAUCCAAGGAGACGUCAAGUUAUAUCUGAUCGACUACGGCCGGACAUGUUUCGAAUACUUUUAUCAACUUGGCUUGACAGACUUUGGUAACUUUGGCACCAUCAGAUUUGGCCCUGCACUGGAUCUCCGUGAGCUGCUUCGAAUGGCAGCUCAGACGGAGAAGAACGCCAUUGCCUCGCCUGAUGAGGACUUUGACGUUGAAACCCUGGUCAACCGUGUGGCAGAUCAGCUCAUUGAGCGUCGCGAAAUGCUGCUCGAGUACUUUUCUCUGGAGAUUUCCCCUGCUGGCGAACUUGUCUCAUUGCCGCUUCUCAUUAAGGGUUAUACUCCACCCCUGGUCAAACUCCCUCGCUUUCUCCUCCGUCUUGGCCCUGCUGUCGAUUGGACCGAGGAGAAGGCGUGUUUUGAAACCUUUCUGCGUGAAUUGGCCACUUUCUACGUACCGGAAUCGUUGCCAGCACUGCCGGGCGAUCCAGAAAGCCUUCGCGAGGAGGAAAUUGACGAAGAUUUACGUGCUCGACGGCAGCAUGUGAGGCACGCCGUACAGCACGUUUUCUUUCCGGCGUUCAAGGCGAGACUGGUGGCGACCAAAUCACUCAUGCAAGAUGGAGUGCUGGAGGUUGCAAGUUUGAAGGGUUUAUAUCGGGUGUUUGAACGGUGCUGA
Fusarium keratoplasticum is the source of this 2202-nucleotide messenger RNA. Its product is annotated as DNA-mis-repair domain-containing protein. Gene Ontology annotation, molecular function: mismatched DNA binding; ATP binding; ATP hydrolysis activity. Lineage: Eukaryota; Fungi; Ascomycota; Sordariomycetes; Hypocreales; Nectriaceae. Gene Ontology annotation, cellular component: MutLalpha complex. Gene Ontology annotation, biological process: mismatch repair. Bases 1 to 2202 code for a protein of 733 amino acids. The record is from RefSeq and is a predicted model, not a curated record. The transcript is spliced from 3 exons.